Mercenaria mercenaria is the source of this 2176-nucleotide messenger RNA. RefSeq lists its product as uncharacterized. Gene Ontology annotation, biological process: cellular response to oxidative stress. Gene Ontology annotation, molecular function: glutathione disulfide oxidoreductase activity. NCBI's taxonomy places the organism in Eukaryota, Metazoa, Mollusca, Bivalvia, Venerida, Veneridae. Gene Ontology annotation, cellular component: cytoplasm. Bases 118 to 435 code for a protein of 105 amino acids. The record is from RefSeq and is a predicted model, not a curated record. The transcript has 2 exons.
AAAUAUGGACACUGCUGGUUUAAGUACUGAUUAUUGAUCCGUAAAACAAACAGCUAUUAUAUUAAACGUCCAGUUUAGUGUAUAUAGUAUUGUGUGGGUUGUGUGGAACUGACCAAAAUGGCUAACACGAAGGCAAUAGUUGAGGCUAAAAUAGCUGGGAAGAAAGUGAUGGUGUUUUCUAAGUCAUAUUGUCCCUACUGUAAGUUGGGAAAGAAAGUGCUGGAAGCUUACAUUGGGAAGGAACUUAAAGCUGAGGACUACGAAGUUUGGGAGAUAGAGAAUGAAGCUAACUGUGCAGAAAUACAGGCAGUACUUGGCAAAAUGACAGGCGCAACGUCGGUACCCCGUGUGUUCAUCAAUGGCAAGUUUAUUGGCGGAGGAUCUGAAACCCAAGAUCUGGACAAAAGCGGAGAGCUACGUAAAAUGUUGUCAUAGCACUGCCGAGCACAGUCGAGAUUCUUUUCUACAGUUCAGCACAAGAACAUUCAGUAAAAACCGGCGGAUUUUUUUAAAGAACUGUAAAAACUUGAAUCGUGUAAAUGUAUCAUCCUGAUUACCUGUAUUCAAUGAAACUAGUUUAUAGCCGGGAAUAUAGUGACAUCUUACUACAGAAACCUGUCAAUUUGUCACGGUGUUGUUUUCUAUUUGUUUCUUUAUAUUAAAUUAUGAUAACUUAUGUUCGUUCUGCCUCAAAGAUCUGCAAAAUCCUAGAUUUUAACCCAUAAUGCUAAUGUAUAUAAACCUAGAUUUUAACCCAUAAGGUAUGAUUUCACUACGAAUAAAUUGAUAGAAUCAAACUGAAUAUCCACAAAUACAAUUUAUACACACCAAAAUAUUAAAAAUCAACAACUUCAAUAAAUGUUGUAAAUGUUGUAAAUAAGAGAACAUAAAAAAUCAUGUAAAGAGGCUAAAGAGAAUGCAAGGCCAGCAUCUUUUUAUGACGCAAUGAUAAAUACUAUUUGUUUAAAACAACAUCAUGGGAGCUUUUAAAGGCCACAAUGCCAACACCUUAACUAAAGCGCGUUUCGGGUACGGUAAAGCUUUUCUAUGUACAUCUGGCAACUCUGGUAACUGUUUUUGUGGUAACACGACAGAGAGCCUCGUUACAAACAGUUACACCGACCGUGACAGAUUAUCAUAUUGUGGUGUGUGUAGCCAACUCUGAGGUGCGUAAGAUGCAACGUAUUUAAAACAUGAGUGCAAACCUUAACAGGAGGAAAAUUGACAGUUCUAAACAAGCAUUGUAUCACUUACAUUGGUUGCCAGUGAAAGCAAGAAUUGAGUUCAAGAUACUUUCUUUCAUGUAUAGCUGUCACACUGGCAGAGCACCCCUGUAUUUAACAGAAUUGUUUACAGAGUAUAUUUCUAGUAGACAAGGUUCGAGAUCGUCUGAAAAUUCUGAAUGUCAUGAUGUUGUUCCAUACAACAAGUGCAAAACAUUUAAUGAUAGAAGUUUCUGUACUACUGGUCCAAAACUUUGGAAUGAACUGCCGCUAGAACUACGCAAAAAGUAAAUCACUUGACACAUUCAAAACAUUAAAAAAAAAAUCUUAAGACAUUGUAUUUCAGAGAAUUCGCGGCAUUGUUUUAAUUUUUUUUUUUGAUAACUGUUUAUUAUGCGAAAACAGCAGGUGAUAGUUCUUAAAUUUUUGUAAAAGCUUUUACAUUUCAACAUUUAUAUUUCUAAGGUUUGUCUAAUUAAACGCACUUGUUGGUAAGGCUCUAUGGGUAGGGUAGUGUGUAGUAUUUCUUUCUUAAAUAGUAUAUGAUGGAACCAUUAACCGGGGGGUUUGAACCUCUGUAUGCAGCUCGUCUUGGCGUACCAUGUGAUGAUUUAAGCACUGGUAUUCGCAAUAGGGGUAAAAUGACCUCAAGGGGAGGGGUGCGGUCAUGAAUGUUUCAACACAAUGAUGCUGUUAUUAUUAUUAUUGCCAUUAUUAAUAUUGUUAUAAUAAUAAUAAUUAUUAUUAUUAUGUACAACGCCAUUGAAUAUAUCAUUGUAUAAAUAGGCGUUUAAUCAAAUUAUUCAGUUUCAGUUUUAAGUUUCAGUGUGUGUGUUGCAAAGUCUAGGUCGCUCACAUUUAUAUUGCCUAAUGGUUAGUCUGGCUACCGAUCAGAUAGUACUUUUUCAUUCUUUAUUCUAAUACAUUCAGACUCUGAUUAUCUAAUGUUUUGA